Molecule: messenger RNA, 1364 nt
Organism: Salmo salar (Atlantic salmon)
Lineage: Eukaryota; Metazoa; Chordata; Actinopteri; Salmoniformes; Salmonidae
Source: RefSeq, a predicted model, not a curated record
UCUCUGCUGGACUGGAGGAUCCACACUGCAGACUGGAGAAACUCAAUGGUACUGGGUCAGAAUGUCUGGAGUGUGACUUACACCAAGAAAAGUAUCUGUGCCUUGAAGGGGUCAACAGUGGAGCUGCACUGCUCUUAUACAUAUCCCAGUGGUACAGUCACAACAACCCUCUGGUUCACUGAAUCUGGGACUGGUAAAGAACCUAAAGAUCUAGGUCAGGACCCAGAGUAUGCAGGUCGUCUGGAGUGUCAUGGAGAUCAGAAGAAUUGUCACACACUGAGGAUCACAGACCUGAGAGAGAGUGACUCUGCUGAGUACAAGUUCAGAUUAUUAACAGAUCAGACCGGAGGGAAAUAUAUUGGCAGUCCUGGAGUCACUCUGUCUGUCACAGAUGUUGUGUUGGAGAUGGAUCCUACAUCUGUGUCAGAGAGGGAGAAUGUCACACUGAUAUGUAGAACCAAAUGUACACUGGACCCCAUCACAGCCUACAGUUGGUAUAAGAAUGGACAGCCUAUACCAAACAGCAACACCUCCUCUCCUGUCUAUAGCCUAUUCUCAGUCAGCAGUGAGGAUACAGGCCGAUACUCCUGUGCUGUAGAAGGCCAUGAGGAUCUCCCCUCUGCUGAAGAGACUCUCACUGUCACAUAUGGUCCAAGGAACACCUCAGUGUCAGUCAGUCCCUCUGGUGAAAUAAUGGAGGGCAGUUCAGUGACUCUGACCUGCAGCAGUGAAUCCAACCCACCUGUGGACAAAUACACCUGGUACAAGAAGAAUGUUACCUCACCAAAAGCAUCAGGACAGAGUUACAGCAUCACUAACAUCAUCUCUGAGGACAGAGGAGAAUACUACUGUGAGGCUGAGAAUACAAUAGCAUCUAAUAACUCUACAGCUCUGAUGAUCAUUAUAGCAGAGAAACAAACCUCAGUUCUAACUGCUGCUGUAGGAAUCAUAGUGGUUGUUCUGGGUGUCAUACUGGCUUCAUGUCUCUCUGGCUUCAUGUGGUUCAGGAAGAAGGCCUCCAAAUCCACCUUUGACACAAGACACACAGCAGACGACGGACAGGGAGACUCUAGUGCAGUGUAUGUCAACAUCUCAGGCAUGGCCAUGACCCCUGCUGCAGCACAGACAGUGGCCACCUUCGACCAGGAACAGGACGAGGAUGUCCAGCCCACGGUGGAACAAGCAGCUGAGGAGGACCCCUCUGUUCUCUACAGUACAGUCAACAAACCCAGAACCAAGAAGACCUGAACACAACAAACCCAGAACCAUGAACACAACAAACCCAAAACCAAGAAGACAUGAACACAACAAACCCAGAACCAUGAAGACAUGAACACAACAAACCAAGAAGACAUGAACACAAC